Messenger RNA from Homarus americanus (American lobster), 8330 nucleotides. RefSeq names its product epidermal retinol dehydrogenase 2-like. NCBI's taxonomy places the organism in Eukaryota, Metazoa, Arthropoda, Malacostraca, Decapoda, Nephropidae. Gene Ontology annotation, molecular function: oxidoreductase activity, acting on the CH-OH group of donors, NAD or NADP as acceptor. The record is from RefSeq and is a predicted model, not a curated record. The coding region runs from base 432 to 1421 and encodes 329 amino acids. Gene Ontology annotation, cellular component: lipid droplet. The transcript has 8 exons.
UAUACCUGAAAAACCAAAACAUUAUAGAAAGCAUUGGUAUGAAAGUUCCCAUCAACCCAACCUAACCAAGACAAAUGAGCAAAAAACACAUGAGUAAGUAGUGACUACUGUUUUCAAAACCUUUUACAGUUCCAGAGUGAAGGUGUAGUGAAGCCGUGGAAGCAAGAAUAGUACCUGAACCUACCUUCAAAACAACCCUAGACAAGCUUAUCAAGAACAAUGGGGUGCCCUAUACAGGACAUUGCCCUCCAUCUCUGGAUGUGGUGGAAGUUUGGUAAACUAGGUAUCAAGGACGAGUGGAGCAGCACGGAAGCAUCAGCAGGUGGAGGACAACGCUACGCUUCAGCCACCACAGUUGUGUUGUCGGUCAGAGACGUACAAGUGUCACCACUAAUAAACCGUUUGUGGUGGUUGUGGUUUUUAGGUCCACGAUGUCGUUCUUGGACUUCAUAAAGGUGUUCUUUGAGGUGUUGGGAGCCAUUCUGUCCUCUAUAUACUAUGCCCUUGAAUCGCUGGUCAUAUCUCUGGUGCCCCGGAAGUUCAAGAGGAAGGACGUCGAGGGUCAGGUGGUAUUAGUUACGGGCGGCGGCUCUGGCAUCGGUCGCCUCGUGUGCCUCAAGCUAGCUGCCAGGGGUGCCAAGAUCGUCACCUGGGAUGUCAACACGGCAGGUAACGAGGAAACUGCUAAGCUGGUGGUGGCAGCUGGUGGGGAGGGCCACGCCUACUCUGUUGAUCUUUGUGACCGUCAUGCCAUCUAUGCCACUGCUACCAAGGUCAAACAGGAAGUAGGCAAGGUGGACAUCCUGGUGAACAACGCAGGCAUAGUGACGGGCAGAAACUUCAUAGACGCGCCAGACCACCUCAUACAGAAGACAUUUGACGUCAACAUCAUGAGCCACUUCUGGACAACAAAGGCCUUCCUUGGAGAUAUGUUGGCCUCAAACCGUGGUCAUGUUGUAACUGUUGCAUCUUUGGCUGGUUUGGGUGGAGUCAACAAAUUAGCAGACUACUGUGCAUCAAAAUUUGCUGCUGUUGGAUUUGAUGAAAGUCUUCGUAUUGAGCUUCAGGUUGAAGGUUACACUGGAGUCAAGACCACAGCUGUAUGUCCCUACUACAUCAGUACUGGCAUGUUUGAUGGAGUGAAGUCAAAAGUGAUCCCAAUCCUCAAGCCUGAAUAUGUGGCCUCCGAAAUUGUUGAUGGUAUCCUGCUAAACACCCCCAUUGUGGUGCUGCCGCCUUUCUGCAAAUACCUGGUCCUGCUUAAAUACCUUCUUCCAGCAAAAGGUUCUUACCAACUGUACAAAGCAUGUGGGGGUCACCUCACAAUGGACGACUUCCGCGGCCGUACAGUGGAGGAUGGCCCUUGCAAAAUGAAUGGUGCUCAAGAGAAACGGGUGACUGGUAAAAGAAUCAUUCCUUAGAGGGAUAAGUGUUUGGUUUUUAACUGUACUGUGUAUAUACUGUAUUGGGGUGAUGCAUAUAUAUAUAUAUAUUUUUUUUUUAGAACUAGAGAUUGUUUAAUGAGUCUCAAGUGAUGUAGUGAUUUAUUGAUGACGUUCCCUGUAAUUAGCUGAGCUGUCAUGUUGCCAUUACCAAACACAGAACUCUUAAAGUGUACUAUAGAUUAAUGCAACUUGCAUCUCAGUGUUAUUUGUCUUAUGCUGUAAUUGUUAAGAAUUUUCCUUUGAACUAAUAUUAAUGUAAGCAAUCAAUAUUUGGGACAGUAAAAAAUAUUAUAACCACAAGGUACAGGUUACAAUAACUGGCCUCUUCUUACAGUACCAUAUGCAGAUAGAGUACAAACAGGCCAACAGGAAUAAGCAUACAGAGAAGGCAGUGACGGAGUUUAGUCGUGAAGUAGUACAGUGGAAUAACGAAUUUACCGGAAAUGGCAAAUUUAUGGAAUCGGAGUGAGUGACUGUGAAAUUUGAAUUUGGCACCUUGUAGUUUAAAAAUUGGCGAGUACAGUAUGCAUGAAAUUCAAUACAACAUUGAAUUGUUAUUGUAAGGUAAAAAUAAGGAAAUUUUUACAGUGAAAAUAAUUUUACUUGCCGGUAAGUAUUUCACAAUACUUUUUAGGAUUUGGUCAUGUUUGGUUUGAUCCACUGUCAAAUUUUGACAAUGGUAUUUUCUUCCACUCAUAACACCACCACAUCCCGCCUCUUGCUUUUAAGGUAUUUUUACAAUACGUACAGUAAACGUAAUUUUACAUUUAGGUGAUCUUUGAGUACUUUAGGCUUGAUGUUUGGUUUGAUCUGCUGUUGUAACACCACAAAUACUGUACAGUAUAAACAAUUUCAGCAGUGACAUUCGUUCACCCACUAACACUACUGAUUCUCACCACAUACAGAUCUUGCUGGUUUAUUUGUGCUUAUAUUCUAUAGGAGAGUGUACAGUACAGUAAUUUUGCAUUGUUUUUAUGUACAGUACAGUACAGCACGGUAUACAACUUUAUUAUUGUACUCAGACUAUUUUUUAUUGUUUAUGUAUAAUGUAUGCAAAUAAAUUAUUUUAAUUAAACCAUUAUAUGUACUGUACAUAUUUGUUAAUGAAGGAAAAAUGAAGGUCUACAUGUUUAUUUUGCAAGGUUAUUUAUAUUUUUGUGUACAGUAUUUCACUUGAAUCCUAAGGGUACACAACACAGUACAGUACAGUGCAGUACUGCUUUUAAGAAAAAUUCUUUAAUGCAGAAUCAAUUCGGUUCCAAUCCACUUUAUAAAAAGAGAUCUUAAUGUACAAUACAGUAUAUAAUAUAUGUAUAUGUGUGAAAAUUAGGUGUCCAAACUCACUGAAUUGUUUCUCUUUCAGUUCUUGUUUAUUCUCAGUACUGUACUGUACAUGUGAUAUGUGCGAGUACAUCUGUACAGUAUAUAGAAAUUUUUUAGGAAUGAUUUUUUGUUAUAUGAAUAAUAGUACAUAUGUACAAUAUAUGGGCUUUACUCUGUUACCAGAAUCAUUACAACAUAAACAUUUUGUUUAUGGUACUAAAAUGACUUUUAUGGUUGACUCCUCCACUAAACAACUUAUGUUUGUCUCCAGCAUCCUGAGGUUUUUACCUGAAUUAAUCCUUAAACAAACAAGAGUUAACCUUUAAAUAUGAGAGACUAAGACUGACUUAUGACAUGGUUAUGAGCGAGUUGAAAUAAGGUAAUUGAUUAAAAAAAGAAACUAAAAGUUAGGCUUGAGUAAAGAUGAAGGACUCGUGUGCAUAGGAGAGAAAUACAGAGUUAUGUGGAGCCAUCAUGCAGGCAGUUUUAGUAGUGACUGUGCACCAUCCAUCUGAACAGGGAAGAAGUUUGUUGAAUCCUGAUAGAUAUUUAUUGGACCUGAACAUGAUUAGGGUAUUGUAUAUGAAGUACCCUGCACUUGUAUUAUGGUCCAACUUUUGUGAGAUAUUUGUAUUUUACAGAAUAAUUAGCUGAUUUGGUUAUUUCUAAAAUCUUGAUGGAAUUAUAUUUUAGCUUAUGAACAAAAUACAAUAAGAUUAUACUGGACUUAUUUUAUGGACGACUCAAAAAGAGAAUUGCUUUGACAAAACAUGACAAAGAGUAAAAGAUUAGUUAGAGAAAUACUGUACACUUAGCAUAUAUUUUUAUCUUUUAUUCAUUCAGCCACCACUGCUCAAAUACUCUACUUCCACAAAUGUUAUUAAAAUGUGACUGAAAGAUUUGGCAAAUGUAUCGGCAUGACAGCUUGUGGUUUUUUCUCAUUGUGUAAAUAUCAAGUACUUUUGUAACAAAGGAGGAUACUGGUGUGUGCAAUUCCAGUUUAAGUAUCACUGUGAGGAAGGUGUCAUUGUUAUAAACUUGUACUGUAGUAUUUUUGAAAGUUUUUAAUGAUGACACCAACCAUAAGAGACUGGAUACCUUUCCUCAUAUUAGUGUGAGCCUUAGUAGUGUUGUAUUAGUAGACACAACUUUUCCAUCACCAUGUUUCUUCGGUACAUUAUCACAAUGCAUCUUUCCUAUACAGCAGGGGUGGCCAACCUUUUGUGUGAUGUAAUCUACUUUUUCCACAGUUACCCUGAUGCGAUCUACCAGCCUAAUAUUCACCCAUUGCCAUAAAAUACGCAGAUUCGUAGAGAGAGAGAGAGAGAGAGAGAGAGUAAACAAAUAAUAUUUUUCAAUAAUUGUUAUGAUAUAUUGUUAACAUGACAAAUUCAUAAACUUACUUUACUAAUGAGAUUAUUAGCACUGCAUGUUGUCUGCCAUCUUUGUGUAAUUAGGACUGUAGGUGGUGACUGCUAGCCUCAAGCAAGCAUCCAGGUGUUCAUCUGACAUUGUUAAUCGGUAUUUGGAUUUGAUGUGUUUCAUGUGUGAAAAUGUUGAUUCACAAAGGUAGGUUGAUCCAAAAAAUGCUGUGAGGUACAUGGCACAUUUUCUGACAUUGGGAUAUUUUUCUUCACUGAGAAGAUUCCAGAAACUUCCUCCUGUUGCCAUGGAUUUGAUCUGAAUAUCAUUUUUAAGCUUGAGAAGCUCAUUUUCGACUUCAGAUAUGUCCAUGUUAAAUACUGAUGCCAUUCUAGAUGCAAUAUCUUUAACAUUUGUGAUUUUACCAAAUGGAAAACACACAUAUUUUGCAACAGGUUGCUGUAUCUUGAAACCGUCAGUCAAAAUAUGAGGCAAGGUUUUGUACCUGUUCAAUAUAUCGAGCACUGUCAAACAGGUCAUAGUCUUUUCCUUGGUUUUCUAGUUCAGACAUCAUAUUUCUGAAGCUUCGUAGUUGAUGUUGAUGCAGCUGCGAAGACACUAGUUUUAGUUUCUGCUUGAAAGCAGCCACAGGACUAAUGUCAACUAUAGUUUUAUCUUUUCCUUGCAGAUCUAAGUUUAAUUUAUUCAGCAUAGCAGUCAUGUCAACUAAAAAAGCUAAAUCUAACAGCCACACUUCGUUGUGAUCAAAAGGCCAAUCUUUUGAGGCCAAAAAAGAAGUUAGGAAACCUAUCAUCACUCCUGCACAGGGCAAAGAACCCAUUGAUUCGGCCAACCAAUGCAGGUGCCCCAUCAGCAUUUUUAGAUAUGAGCAACUGGCAAUUGUGAACUAUUAACAAAAUCACUGAAAGUCUGAAAUAAGUCUUCAUCCCGAGUUUUUCCUUUUAAUGGUAGAAUUUUCGGCAGUUCCUCUUUGGUACUCAUGUCUUUAAACACCAUUCUAAUGAAAAUACAUAACUGUGAUGUAUCGACCACAUUAGUAGACUCCUCAAAUUGUAAUGAAAAGAACACACACUCAUGUCUGUCUUUAUUCAGUUGUUCACCCAAAUCCUCAGCCACGAAUUCACAGCGCCUAAUGACAGUGUUUCUUGAUAACUGAACAUCCUUAAUAGAAGACAGUAUUUCAGACUUAUUUUUGAAAAUUUCAAACAACGAAUAUGCUGCUUCUAAAAAGGCCUCUUUGAAUAUUUCUCCAUCUUGAAAUGUUUUUUUUUUUAUACUUAGUAAGCACUUGACUCACCCUGAAUGAUGCAAUGGUUGCUACCCUUGAUUUUGAGCUCGCGUCUGUAAAAAGAGUUUGUUGUGCAGUAAGCCAUGAUUUCAGUUCAUGAACUUUCCUCUUUAGUAGCUCACUUUUGAGGGAAAUCAUUAUCAUUCUUCUUGUGAAAACUUUUGAAAUGCUUUUCAGGAUUUUCUUUCUUAGCUAGAGCUGGAGACGCAUGGCAGAGCAAGCACAGACACUUCAAAUUAUUCAUGGUAAAAAAUUAGUCUUCUUCCCAUUCAUUGUGAAAAUGGUAAAUUUGGGUAUUUUUAGUACUUGGUCCAGAACUCAUUUUUGGUUCCGUUGAUGGCCAAUAACCUAUAUUUGGAAAAGAUUAAGUCGUACUUCAAUACAAGAAUUACUUUUUUCCGUGACUUUUUCGACAUGAAUGUGAGAAUUACUAACAUAACAGAGUAACGUUCUUAACUUCUUUUUUUUAUAAGCAAUUGUCAUCGGCGAGUGUGGACACUUCUGUCUACUCUAGGGUUGCGGCGAGAACUGUCGCUAAGCUAAAAAGUCAGUAAUUCUUGUAAUCACCCAAGACUUUUCCAUAACAAGAGGCAGCACCUCACACUUCCAAGUAUUGCAGAUGACUGAAAAUCACUGCAUUGUUGGUGACAAGUAUGUAGGCUUGCUGGGCAAGGUUGCCAAAUAUGAUUCUCUCUCUCUUUACUUUUGACAAGUCUCCUCAAUAUUGAGUCGACUUUUUCAUUACGAAAUUCAUUAAUACAAGGUUUAGUAUGUAUUUGUAAACUUAUAAAAGCAAAUACCUGCCUAAUUUUAGCCUACAACUGAUGACAACUUGCUGAUCAGUUUCCUCACCAGGAACCAGCCAGCACCGGCCCGGAUGAAUGCGAACACUUCCUCUCAGGUUCCGCCACACACGGCAUGGCAUAGUCGAAGUUUUUUUGUAUGUAUCGCCCUGAUGUGUCCAUAAUGAUGAUCUAUUCCCAGAAAAAAUCUAAACAAACAUAAUAUUCCAAUGAUUAUGAGUAAAAUUUGAAGAGGAUUUUUGUAUGGCAGCUUAAGAAGGAUGGAUCAUUAAGUUUAACUUUGCCAUGCGAUCGAUUAGAGAAGAUCUUGCAAUUGACCAGUUGAUCGCGAUCGACAGGUUGGCCACCCCUGCUAUACAGUAUAUAAAAACUGUAAAUAUACUGAUGGUAGUAUUUUAAGCUCUCUUUAUAUACAGUGCUUAUAAUUUUAAGGUAUUGAUGAGAAAGCGUUGUCUUUGUCUUUAGGAUUUACCAGCAACUCUUUAAACUGAAUAUUACAGGUAUGUGUCUAAAGUCACUUCUCCUAGUUCCACAAUUCCCAUUACUGUACAUUCGGCUGUUGCCAACCACAAAAUAAUUCUAGAACAUAACUGUGCCUAGUGAGGGAUUAUUCUAUUGACAUGAAGCUUCGUUAAUGGAUUUAUAAGACUGUACAAUAUAUGAAUGACUGUACACUUUUGGUUUAUGCAUUGUAUUAAUUACUUUAAAUUUGUUUAUAAAAUGAUGGCUAUGGAAUCAUAUGGUGUUCAGUGGUAUAAAGCAUUUAGGAUAAAGUUAUUACCAAAAUAUUCAUGAUCCAAAUUUGGCAUAAUGAAGGUACACAAUGAUUUCGACACAAAGCCUUGGAGUCUACAUCACCUUCAUUAAAUUAUAGUUAUUGCAAGUCUACAAUAAAUUACAUGUUGUGCAAGGAAAUUAUCUGUAAAGAAUUUUGGAAAUUUGGACAUUGGAUUUACCAAAGGAAUUAUACAUACUUGAAGACUACAGGUUAUUCAUUCAAAGAGCAAGAACUAAUUUCACUUCUUUAACCAACUGGGACAGUGUACCUACUGUCACAGCUGUGCAAUAGUGAUGGUCACUUGCAAACCUCGUCUGUAUUGUGGUCUAUUUUAUAUCGUAGCAGAAUUAUAAUUGGUGCCCUGUUUUGAGGUAGAAGGCUAAAAGCAGAUCUGGAGAGACUGGUAAUGAAGGUGACCGUGGCUUGUGUAGUAUAAAUCAUUAAACAAAUGACACAAUCUACAGUUACUCUGAGUGAUGAAAUAAAUCCAGAUAUGUUGAGAGAAUAACUAAGGUUGAAUUAUCAAUUUCUCAAUGGCAGAUAAAUGUUGCUCCUGGAACAAUUUGAACUGCAUAAAACAUUAGUUGAAUUGUUCAACUUGAAAGAUCAAUACAUUUAAAAAUAUAAUCAUACUUAAAUGAUUCAUUUUAUACAGGUAUUAAAAAUAUUUUCAACUUCUCAUUAUAAAUUUUUGAUGAAGCAAUCAAUCUCUUUUAUAACGAGUUCAUUUAUCCAUCAUCAGUUCAGGUGACAUGUCGGAUGCGUGACCAAAGAUUUUUUUUUAACCAAAAAACAAAUUUUCUCAACCAUGCAAUAAGGAAGGGGUUAAGAGCAUCCUGUAAGCCUUUGUGGUCCUGAGUACUUUUUAAGGAAUUAAAAUAGUAAGCCACUGGUAUUAGGUUUCUACAGAUACCAUCACUUUGUCUACCUCACUAGCAUAUGUACAGUAACUGUACUUAUGUUCUGAAGUGUAUGGAUUGAACUUUAUAUAAUGUGCUCAGAAAAUCAGGGUACAGUAUUGAAUUUUAUUAUUGUAUUUUAUUAAUUUUUUGAAUCCAAGUCACUCAAGCUAUGACUAGCAGUGAUGGAAGUAAAAAAAUAUUCUAGUGACUAACAUACAAAUAUAGUAAAAUGGUAAUAUUCCUGUCCAAAGAAUUUUGUUCUCAUAUUUCAGAUUUAUUCUUUUUACUGUUAGAUGUAAUGUUUUUUUUUUUUUUUAAGUAUAUAUGGGCAUUCCUUCUUCAUGUUUUUACAGUGUAUAGGUAUGAUCUGUGAAGGUUAACCUGUAAUAUAAAAUGUGUUUCAGAAAA